This is a messenger RNA of Emiliania huxleyi CCMP1516, 267 nucleotides long. RefSeq lists its product as hypothetical. The transcript is spliced from 3 exons. Lineage: Eukaryota; Haptophyta; Isochrysidales; Noelaerhabdaceae. Bases 1 to 267 code for a protein of 88 amino acids. The record is from RefSeq and is a predicted model, not a curated record.
AUGGCGCCCGGCUUCCAGCUGUCCAACGAGAUCAUCAAACUGGCGCCGCGUGCAGCGGAAGUUGGCCAGUUCCAGAUCGUGCUGCAGCUCCAGCCGCCCUCAGUCCGGUGGAACUGGCGGCGGGGCGGAGGGCCAGUGUCCGCCCUCGCGGCUGUGUCGAGGCAGCUCGACUCCCGAGGCGCGGCCUUUCAGGAUGCCACGUGCGCCGACCGUCGCAUGUGUCCAAUGUGCAACGCGGCGGCGCGACAGUCACGGGACGACCGAUGA